AUGAGGAAAUGCAAACGCACAGCCGCUGAAUGUGUGGAUAGACACCCCAAAGUUCGCCAAAAAGACGCAAUCAACUCUCUACCGGAUGAGAUUCUCCAACAUAUCCUCUGCUUUAUCCCCACCAAAUUAGCAGUCACAACUUCCCUCUUGUCCAGCCGAUGGAGACAUGUAUGGUGCCGUACACCUUCAAUCUCGUUGGAGAGCUCUGCAUUGCGGGCUGCUUCGAGAAUGCAAACACAGUAUCGCUACACUGCUCCGAAGAUGAUGAGUUUACACCUCCUAACCGGCUCGAAGGAUAAUGUUAAACACGUCAACAGGUGGAUCGAGUUGGCCAUGUCCCGCCGUGUGGAGAAGAUGGACCUGGAACUUCAGUUUAAAAGCGAUUACUAUGAAUUUCCUCACUUCUUCUACAUCAAUUCCUCUUUCAAGGAGCUCAGAGUUGAGGUAAGGUUUACUUCAGUGGUCCCGAGUUGCUUCGUGGCUUGGACAUCCCUGAAGAAGUUGUCCUUUCGUUCAUGUAAACUCUCUGAUAACUCCAUUGCUAUGAUUCUAUCUGGCUGUCCCAUUCUCGAGUUCUUGAAAUUGGAUGGGUGCGUAGAUCUGCAUGAUCUUAAACUCAGCAAUGCGCUGCGUCUGAGGACAUUACAAGUAUUCGGCCCACGGUCACUGAGUCAGAGUCCAGUGAAGAUUGUUGCACCACAUGUCCGUUGUCUCAAACUAAGAAACUCUUUGAUCCUAUGCACUUUAGGUGAUAUCUCCUCUUUAGCCGAAGCUAAACUGAACAUUUCGGCUCACGCACUCCCAAGUAUCAAUCCUGUUUCUCUUGGAGUCAUGGUGGUACCGAUGGCAGAAAUGUUAGAAAAGUUGCACAACGUAGAGAAUCUUACUUUUGGAAGAGAUUUUCUAAAGAAUUUGUCUCGUCCAGAGCUUGGUGGUGUGCCUUUUCCGAAGUUCAAGAGGAUCAAAGCUUUGGCUCUUGACACACCGCUCUCUGCGGAUAUGUGUGUUAUUAUUGAAAAACUGUUACAACAGUCACCUGGUUUAAAGACGCUAACGAUACACACAAGAAGUCACAACACCAAACCGGCUCUUUGGAAGACGUCCCGUUGGGAAGCAGAGUUAAAACACAUUGCUACAAGAAUAGAAAGUCUGCUUAAGAAAACAAAAGCAUUGGAGGAAAUGGUAGUACAGUUGGACGAUCGCUACUUUAAAGCAAUAGGGUUUGAAGAGAUGGCUCAAACACUUUCUCGCAACUACAAAAAUGUCUCCAUUGUGUUCUCAACCAAGCCGGCGGCAAUAGAGGAGUGGUGA
Microthlaspi erraticum is the source of this 1311-nucleotide messenger RNA. Lineage: Eukaryota; Viridiplantae; Streptophyta; Magnoliopsida; Brassicales; Brassicaceae. The record is from the annotation of a GenBank genome assembly.